Sabethes cyaneus is the source of this 2244-nucleotide messenger RNA. RefSeq lists its product as uncharacterized. The transcript has 2 exons. The coding region runs from base 1 to 2244 and encodes 747 amino acids. The record is from RefSeq and is a predicted model, not a curated record. Gene Ontology annotation, molecular function: nucleic acid binding; zinc ion binding. NCBI's taxonomy places the organism in Eukaryota, Metazoa, Arthropoda, Insecta, Diptera, Culicidae.
AUGGCGGAUCAGCAACUAGAAAGGCAGCUGCGUUCCCGGAGAUCUACGCUGCUAGCAUCGCUGAGUCGGGCAGAGGCUUUUGAUGCUGAUUUCGACGUUCAACGAGACCAAACGCAGGUAACAUUAAGAUUACAAUAUCUUUCCGGAAUAUGGGAUAACUUAGAGGCCGUGCAGGCUCAAUUAGAGGACAUUGAAGCCAGUCCAGAGGGUCAAGCGGAGCAUGCAGCGGCACGUGCCGAUUUUGAAUCCCGUCUCUUCACAAUAAAAGCCAGUCUAAUUUCGAAAUUGCCUUCUGUUCCUGCUAGUCAGAGCCCUCAGCCCUCUCGGUCUUCCUCCACUCUCUCGGGCAUCAAGUUGCCAACAAUUUCUCUUCCGGAAUUCGAUGGUGAUUAUAAGCAGUGGCUUGCUUUUCACGGCACUUUCCUAGCGUUGAUACAUUCAAACAGUGAAGUUCCGGAUAUUCAAAAGUUUCAUUACCUGCGUGCAGCUGCACUCUUCGACAUUCCGUGCAUGAAAAAGGAGUCCGCUACAACGUUACAUGGGUUAGUAGACGAGUUCGAGCGGUACGUUAAAAUUCUUCAUCAACUGGGCGAGCCAACCGGUUCGUGGGGUACCAUCUUGGAGCAUCUUCUGUGUACCCGCCUGCAUGACAGCACUCUUCGAGAAUGGGAAAACCAUGCCUCGACUGUAGAGAAUCCUGAUUACACCUGCUUAAUCGAUUUCCUCCAAAGAAGGACCAGAGUUUUGGAUUCAAUAUCAGUGAAUCAUAACCACGCUUCCAAUCCUGCUUCUGUUACGCCAGCUAACACAUCAAAGCGACCCUUUCACUCGCAAUAUCGUUUGUCUUCCUACUCGUCUACAGCAAAUUCAGUAGGAUCCAAACCCACAGAAAGAUGUGGUGUUUGCGGUCAACCGCACAUGGCGAUAAAAUGCCCAAAGUUUAACCAGCUUACGUUUGGUGAACGUCAGCAACUCGUUCAAUCCAAACGACUUUGUCAUAAUUGUUUGAAAACUGGCCACAUGGUUCGCAAUUGUUUAUCCAACUCCAGUUGUCAUAAAUGCAAUCGUCGUCAUCAUACUCUACUGCAUUCUACGCAAGGUGACGGAUCACGAAGGACCAUCGAAGCAACUGCUUCAAGUUCUACUCUACCGGAGAAUUCGCAACCUGACGAACUUACUGCAGCAACCGCGUCGGCCCAGUCUUCAGUUCCAGCUACCGAAAAUGUUCCAGAAGUGGAAGUCAGCUCCGCUGUCCAGCAUCCAAGAGAGAAUGUUUUCCUGCUCACUGUGAUCGUGAAGGUAAUCGACGCCUUCGGACAUACGCAUCUGGCUCGCGCUCUGUUGGACAGCGCAUCGCAGCCAAAUCUCAUCACAGAUCGAAUGGCUCAAAUUCUUCGCUUAAGAAGGGAUCGUGUUAAUGUUACCGUACAGGGAGCCGGUAAACUUUGUAAGCCGGUUCGGGAAUCAGUGUUUGCCCAAAUCCAUUCUAGACGGGAUGAUUUUUCUUGCGGUGUAAGUUUCCUAGUAAUGGAUAAGGUAACGGCAAAUCUUCCUUCUCAGGAUAUUUCUACAACUGGAUGGAAAAUUCCCAAGGGAUUGUUCCUGGCAGAUCCAUCGUUCAACAAGAGUCAACCAAUCGAUAUGGUAUUAGGAGCCAGACAUUUCUAUUCGUUCUUUCCCAGUUCUGCGCGUAUUCAGUUGGACAAAAAUCUACCGCUUUUAGUAGACAGCGUCUUCGGAUGGACUAUUGUUGGCUCUGCAAGUCCUGUUCUUUCUUCACCAGUUUCUUCUUCGGCAGUCUGCAAUACCGUAUUAGUUUCGAAUAUCUCUCUGGAAGGCAACUACUCGGUUGAGGAGACGCAAUGUGAAACCCUGUACCAGGCUACUGUUUCCCGAAAUCCUGAAGGACGCUAUUUUGUACGCUACCCCAAGAAGCCUGAUUUCGAAUCAAUAUUAGGUGAAUCAAAACCUGCAGCUAUGAGACGAUUUGAAUUACUUGAAAGACGGCUGCAGCGAAACCCACUACUUAAAGAUGAUUAUCACCAGUUCAUGCGAGAGUAUCUCUCCCUUGGCCAUAUGCAGUUGAUCAAAGAGGACGAAGAACACAACUCUCGAGCCAAUUAUUUACCUCACCACCCCGUAAUUAAGGAAGCAAGUUCGACAACCAAGGUUCGAGUCGUUUUCGACGGCUCUCCGUCUCAAAAACUUCUACCGGUUUCUCGCUCAAUGAAGCUCUUUGCGUAG